Molecule: messenger RNA, 903 nt
Organism: Laetiporus sulphureus 93-53
Lineage: Eukaryota; Fungi; Basidiomycota; Agaricomycetes; Polyporales; Laetiporaceae
Exons: 6
Coding region: 1-903 (300 amino acids)
Source: RefSeq, a predicted model, not a curated record
AUGCCCUCGCACCGACAUCGCUCAUACUCUCGGGAGCGAUCUCGUUCGCGCGAACGCGACCAUUCGCGAUCUCGCUCGCCAGAACGGCGUAUUGAUCUUCCCAGCGGUGCCUCUCCCAUCUCAGAGUCCGACUACUUCCUCAAGAGCGACGAGUUCAGACUUUGGUUGAAAGAUGAGAAGGAUAAGUACUUCGAUGAGCUGUCGAGUGACAAAGCGCGGAAGUAUUUCCGCAAAUUUGUGAAGGCGUGGAACCGGGGAAAACUACCCAAAUCUAUGUACGCAGGCAUAGACAUACCGUCUGCCAGCAGCCAGACCGCAUACCGAUGGUCGUUCGCCUCCAAGACGUCCCAAGCGGACAGCGUUGCACUGCGAGCCGCUCGCGACGAAGUCGGCGCAGCCACCUACAAGCGGCCCAUGCGUUCGGACCAGCCGUCCAGCUCCAGCAGGAGCGGCCGCAUACAAGGCCCGACGCUCCCCUCACAGUCAGAUCUUACGCUCGCGCGUGAAGCUGAAGAAGAGCACCGCGCCGCAGAGCGCGACUAUAACCGGAAGCGAGAGCGUAAGGAGACCAAGGAGCGUGUCGAGGAGGUAGUGGGGCCGAAGGAGGUAGGACGGGAGGGCAUGCUGGAGAAAAAGCGUGCGCAACGGGAGGGCAACCGCGCCUUUAGAGAACGAGGUGACGAAGGGCUCGAGCUGGACGAAUCGACGCUGAUGGGAGGCGGAGAUAGCUUCAAGGAACGGAUUGCUCGCCGCGAAGCGUCGCGUAAGCGGUUCGAAGAAAAGCGCCAUGGGGCGGGAGAUGAGCGUUUGACAGCUGCACGCGAGCGAGCGGACGCAAUCCGGCAGAAGGACAAGGCAACGAUGGACAUGUUCAUGCAAUUGGCGAAAGAUAAGUUUGGCUGA